Vicia faba (fava bean) is the source of this 870-nucleotide messenger RNA. The record is from the annotation of a GenBank genome assembly. Lineage: Eukaryota; Viridiplantae; Streptophyta; Magnoliopsida; Fabales; Fabaceae.
AUGAAUCCAUACGAGCAACAGAGGAUUAGAGACGAAAUCCCUCCCUCCCUUCAAGAAAACCAAAACCAUAUCAGGAAGAUAGGACCGAAACCCGAUUCAAAAGAAUGGCCGUGUCCCAUUUCAUCCGACUCGCCGCAAACGGGUUGGCCCGAACCGAAGCCCCGAUCGGAUCCUCCUCCUCCUCCUCUUCAACCUCAGGAGAAAGAGAGACUCUCUGUGUUACAAGCACAGAACAAGGCUUGCAAAGCUCUCAGGGAAUUUCUGAGUAGUUCUGGUUCCGACGACGAUGAAGAAGAAGAGGAUGAUGAUAGGUUGGUAGAAUUUGAAAAGUUUUUCAUUAGGGUUUUCAUGGAAGACAGUGAACUGACUGGUUAUUACCAGAGAUGUUUCGAGGAUGGAGAGUUUUGCUGUUUGGUUUGCGAUGCUGGGAACAAGUAUAAGGACUGUAUUGGUCUUGUUCAGCAUUCCAUUUCAAUUUUGAGGACUGCUAAUAAAAAGGCUCACAGGGCUUUUGGACAGGCUGUGUGUAAGGUUUUGGGUUGGGAUAUUCAUCGCCUUCCAACUAUUGUUAUUACUGGGGAGCCUCUUCGAUGUUCAACGGAGGGUAACCUUAAGAAAAGUUUUGCUGGUAAUGAUGAUGGAAAGGAUGGUUCCAGCAAAACAGAAGAUAUAGCCGUGUCUUUGGAGCAUGUUGAAGAUUCUAUUGAGGAGCAUGUAAAAAGGGCCGAUCAGAGUAUUGGUGAGUGUUCUUCCAAGGAAGGUGAUAUUGAUGCAAAAGUGGUGGAUAUUGGUUUGGAAAAUGGAGAAGCCAAAUUUGAGGAUCAUGAAGGAGGAGUUGAUAAGAGUAUUGGUGAAGUUAUCAAUUUAUAA